This is a messenger RNA of Fimicolochytrium jonesii, 2279 nucleotides long. Its product is annotated as WD40-repeat-containing domain protein. Gene Ontology annotation, molecular function: protein binding. Gene Ontology annotation, cellular component: mRNA cleavage and polyadenylation specificity factor complex. Bases 1 to 2052 code for a protein of 683 amino acids. NCBI's taxonomy places the organism in Eukaryota, Fungi, Chytridiomycota, Chytridiomycetes, Spizellomycetales, Powellomycetaceae. The record is from RefSeq and is a predicted model, not a curated record. The transcript is spliced from 9 exons.
AUGGCCUCCUACCAGGCAAACAGGCCAGCUCCCUAUCAGCAGCGCCGUUUCGCGGGCGGGUCUGGUGGAGGCGGGGGAGGGUAUGGAGGAGGAGGCGGCGGCGGCGGGUAUGGUGGGGGAGGCGGUGGGGGGCAGCAGUUCAUCGACGGGAAGCGAGUGCGCAAGGCCAUUCAAAGGCGUACUAUCGACCUCAACGCCUUUAUUAUUCGCCACCUUGAGACACGAGCAUAUCAAAGGAACUGGAAGCAGCAUUUGGCAGUACAGCCCGACCCAAAUUUCAUCAUCGAUGUCCUAGCUCCUUUUUGCUAUCCGAACAACCCAUCAACCUCAAUAACUACCAAAUUUGUGCAUACUUCUACCAAUAAAAUUCGAUGUCCCAUAAACGCUGUCAGGUGGACACCAGACGGCCGACGACUGAUUACAGGCGCCUCAAGUGGGGAAUUCACGCUAUGGAACGGUUUAACAUUCAACUUCGAGACCAUCAUGCAGGCACACGACACAGCAGUACGCACGAUGGUAUGGUCACAUAACGACACAUGGCUGAUCACGGGCGAUGACGGUGGCAUUGUCAAGUACUGGCAGUCGAACCUUAAUAACCUCAAAGUGGUGGUCGCGCACAAGGAGACGGUGCGCGAUUUGUGCUUUUCGCCGACUGAUGCAAAGUUUGCGAGCUGUUCGGAUGAUGGGACGAUCAAGGUUUGGUCGUUUGCUGAUGGAAUCGAGGAGAGAGUCUUGACGGGGCACGGAUGGGAUGUGAAAUGCAUUGAUUGGCAUCCAAGCAAAGGCCUACUUGCAUCGGGAUCCAAGGACAAUCUGGCAAAACUCUGGGAUCCCAAGACAGGGAAGGCUCUCUCAACGCUUCAUGGUCAUAAGAACACAAUUCUGGGCAUUCAAUGGAAUAAGAACGGAAACUGGCUCGCGACAGCCUCUCGCGACCAGCUGCUGCGAGUCUUCGAUAUCAGAACGAUGCGGGAGAUGCAGACCUUCCGUGGGCACAAGAAGGACGUACAGUCCGUGGCAUGGCACCCCUUCCACGAAACAGAGUUCGUUAGUGGUGGAACGGAUGGCAGUAUGAUGUUCUGGAACGUUGGCGUCGAGCACUCAACUGGCGGCAUCGAAGCAGCACAUGAAUCCUCCGUCUUUGCGCUCGACUGGCACCCGCUAGGCCACAUCCUCGUUUCCGGCUCCAACGACCAUACCACCCGCUUCUGGGCGCGGAACAGGCCCGCUGACGGCAUGAGCGACGUGUUCAGUUUCGUGCGCGAUGAUCGGUAUGGGAACGCGAGGGACGACGAUCACCACCACCACCAUCAAGACGAUGCCCACCAUCAUACGACCACAGUCCCGGAUGUAGUAGCACACGAUCCAGCGGCGCUGCUGCCCGGGUUGGGAUCGGGAUUACCGCCUGGGUUAGGGCAGGGGACACCUGCAGGGCGGAGAGACCACGAUGGAGGAGCCGCAUCACAGCAGCGCGGCGGCUAUGAAGAUGCCCAUCGCGACCGUCGACCGCCGCCGCCACAGUUCCGAGAUAAUAAUCCGCAGGGCAACCCCAACUUGGUGGCUAUGGGUUCGCGGCAUAAUAGCAACAACAGCAGCGGCGGCAAUUACGGCAAUACGCAGCACCAACAGCGGUUCGCCCCGCCUGAUGCCAGGGAUCAGCGGUUUGGCGCGGGGCGAGGGGCUGGGCCGGCGUAUAACGAGGGGCGGUUUGGCGGGCCGGGUGGUGACAGAAGGGACGGGGAGCGGCGGAAUGACGGAGGUGGUGGGUGGAAUGGCGGAGGAGGAGGAGCAGGAGGGGCCCGUCCGCCAUUCCAGCAAUAUCCGCAACAAAUGAGCAAUACGCCGCCGCCACACCAACAGCAGGGGCGACCGGCGUACCCACAAGUACAACCACCACCGAACCCGCUCUCACAGCAAGAACAGCAGCAGCAAACACAACAGAUUCUCUCGCAACUCGCGGCACAAGGCAUUCCUCUCAACUCGGGCCUUGUGAACGCGUUCGGGCAGGGAGGCACGGGUACAAAUAAUCCACCAAAUGACGGGCGUCGGUAGAAGCGCUUUCCUCGUGAAACAAUCGUACACGGCUUGCUCCUACAGAACUGGGGCGAGCAAUAGGUAUAUCCGCACAAAACUCCCGGAAACAUCCACGUAACUGUAUCUUGUGCUCUGCGAAGCACAUCUCGGAGGAACAAUUACCUGAGUCUAAACGAAGCUGGAUCCCCCUUCUACACUGUAUAUACAAUCUUCGCUCCUAAUCAAACACUGAAACACUCGGUCAU